Vigna radiata var. radiata (mung bean) is the source of this 1984-nucleotide messenger RNA. RefSeq names its product lipase-like PAD4. The transcript has 4 exons. Gene Ontology annotation, biological process: lipid metabolic process. The record is from RefSeq and is a predicted model, not a curated record. NCBI's taxonomy places the organism in Eukaryota, Viridiplantae, Streptophyta, Magnoliopsida, Fabales, Fabaceae. The coding region runs from base 75 to 1961 and encodes 628 amino acids.
UUGAAAAAGUUGAUCCCACUAUCAUCUUCGAUCACAUAAAUUCUCUCCACAAGACUUCAACCCAAGAAUCUCCCAUGGUGGCCGACGAAGCUUCAUCAUUCGAGACGAGCGAGAUGCUCGCCACGUUCCUGGCUUCAACACCGCUGUUGUCGGAGUCGUGGAGGCUGUGCACCACCACGGCCACGUCCCCGCCACGGAGUUUCCUGACAGAGCAAGGUGCCGGCGGCAUGGUGUACAUCGCUUUCCCCGGCAUCGAAAUGGUGGCGGCGGACUCUAGCUGGAGAACCUUGGUUCCGUUGGUUAGCAUAGGUGAUGUAACACUCUUCUCGGCUCGUCGCGACAAGGAAGACGAUGAUCCUGUGAUGGUGCAUGCUGGGGUGCUGAAUCUCUUAUCCACCUUUUUCGAUGCAUUUCAAAAUCAGAUGUUGGCACUCAUGGGAAAUUCCAACACGAAAACAAUUGUCAUAACUGGGCACUCCAUUGGAGGAGCCACUGCUUCACUAUGCGCUGUUUGGCUAUUGUCUUACCUCCAACACAUAUCUUCUUCCUCUUCAUCUGUCUCAGUCUUAUGCAUCACUUUUGGUUCACCAAUGCUAGGGAAUACCUCUUUCUCUCAUGCCAUACUCAAACAAAGAUGGGGUGGAAACUUCUGUCAUGUGGUCUCAAACCAUGAUAUAAUGCCAAGGCUGCUCUUUUCACCCAUAACCCCUUACACUGCUCAGCUAAACCUCCUGCUUCAGUUUUGGCGACUGUCCACAGCUGCUCCAGCCUUUGGGAAGCUUGCACUUCCAGUUUCUGACCAACACCAGGAGUUGUUCAACGUUGUAAUGAGUUCCUUGGAUGCAGCCACACAAGAUGGAGAAGGGUCUUCAAUUUUGUUUCACCCAUUUGGGAGCUACCUUUUUGUUUCAUCAGAAGGAGCAGUUUGUGUGGAUAGUUCAACCGCUGUUAUAAAGAUGAUGCAUUUGAUGUUUAUAUCUGCUUCCCCAUAUUGCAGUAUUGAGGACCACCUCAAAUAUGGAGACUAUGUUAAAAAAUUGUCUUUGCAAUUCUUGAACCAUAAAAAUUCCAUGCAAGGGAACAUUCCUGAUUCCAGCUAUGAAGCAGGACUUGAAUUAGCGGUUCAUUCUUCAGGUUUAGCAAACCAGGAAUCGGCCAAGGAAUGCCUUAAGCUGACAAGGAGAAUGGGUCCUUCACCAACCAUGAAUGCUGCUAUGUUACCAAUUAAAUUAUCAAAGAUCGUGCCUUAUAGGACUGAAAUACAAUGGUACAAAUCCUGGUGUGACCAGCAAGUUGAUCAAAUGGGAUACUAUGACUUGUUCAAGAGGAGAAGAAACACUUCGAAAAAAAUGGCUAUGAAAGUCAACAUGAAUCGUCAUAAACUGGCCAGGUUCUGGAACGAUGUGAUUGAAAUGUGGGAGAGAAAUGAGCUGCCCCAUGAUUUGGCAGUGCGAGAAAAAUGGGUCAAUGCUUCCCAUUUCUACAAACUCCUGGUUGAGCCUUUAGACAUUGCAGAAUAUUAUGGGAAGGGAACGCACACGACCAAGGGCCAUUACUUACAGCAUGGCAGAGAGAGGAGAUAUGAAGUCUUUGAUAGGUGGUGGAAGGAUGGAAUUGCCGCCGCCGCAGAAGAAAACAACGAGAGGCGAAGCACGUUUGCAAGUUUGACCCAAGAUUCGUGCUUUUGGGCAAGGGUGGAGGAAGCAAGGGACUGGUUGAAUAGUGUUAGAAGCGAGAGUGACACAAGCAAGUUGGCUGUGCUGUGGGAUAACAUUGAGAAAUUUGAGAAGUAUGCUGUGGAACUUAUUAAUAACAAGGAGGUGUCUGAAGAUGUUCUUGCUAAGAACUCAAGUUACAGUACAUGGGUGGAAGAUUUGAAAGGACUGAGGGAACUCAGAGCAAAGGUGAAGAGGUUCCCACACAACUUUAGCCCAUUUCUCGAUGGGGAAGUAAUUCCUUAGAAAUCUUAAAUGAACCAUGUAAU